CCUUGGGCAGAAGUUUUGUCCCUGUGGCCAGCUCUCUCUGGCACUGCUCAGUUUGCACCCGAGCACCCAGUUGGUACUUAGAGAGCCUCUCCUUUACCCUGACCAACUGAGCCAGCUUGGUGACACAACCACCUUUCCUCUGCUUUGUCCCACAGCAGGGUGGGGAGAGCCUGCCAGGGACCUGGCUCAGCCUUGAGAUUGCUGGCAGACACAACAAGGGGCUGGGGCACUGGCACUGGAAAGAGUCGAGCAGAAACCCGGCCCCAGCCUGCCACUAGGACCCUUCCUGUUCCCAGCAUCAGUGCCCUUGGCCAUGGACCGCACGGUAGUGCUGAUUACCGGCUGCUCCUCUGGAAUCGGCCUGCACUUGGCUGUUCGUUUAGCUUCUGACCAGUCCCAGAGCUUCAAAGGUAUAGGAGGGGACAGGCAUGGAGGCCAGGGAAGAGCCCCCACAGGUAAGCAGGGUGAUGAAUCAUUUAUCCCCUCCCAAAUUUUAGUAUAUGCCACACUGAGGGACCUGAAGACUCAGGGACCACUGUUGGAGGCAGCCCGGGCUCGAGGAUGCCCUCCUGGCUCCCUGGAGACGCUGGAAUUGGAUGUCAGGGAUGCAAAAUCUGUGGCCGCUGCCCAGGCUCGUGUGACUGAGGGUCGUGUGGACGUGCUGGUGUGUAAUGCCGGCCGGGGCCUAUUCGGGCCGCUGGAGGCGCAUGAGCUGGACGCGGUGGGUGCUGUGCUGGAUGUGAAUGUGGUUGGGACAGUUCGGAUGCUGCAGGCCUUUCUGCCGGACAUGAAGAGGCGCCACUCCGGGCGUGUGUUAGUGACCGCGAGUGUAGGAGGCUUGAUGGGGCUGCCGUUCCACGAAGUUUACUGCGCCAGCAAGUUUGCGCUCGAGGGUUUGUGCGAGAGUCUAGCGAUCCUGCUGCCGCUGUUUGGAAUCCACGUGAGCCUCAUCGAGUGCGGGCCAGUGCACACAGCCUUCUUUGAGAAGCUAGAGGGUGGUCCCGGCGGGGCUCUGGAGCGUGCAGAUGCCCAGACCCGCCACCUCUUCACGCAUUACCAGCGUAGCUAUGAGCAAGCUCUGAGCGAGGCACAGGACCCAGAGGAGGUGACAGAGCUCUUUCUGACUGCGCUGCGAGCCCCGCGGCCAGCCCUGCGUUACUUCUCCACCCACCGCUUCCUGCCCCUGACUCGGUUGCGCACAGAGGAUCCCAGCGGCAACAGCUACGUCGCUGCCAUGCACCGCGAGGCCUUCGCUGACCUCCAGGCGCAGGAAGGCUCCGAGACAGGGGCCAGAGUCCCGGGGGACCUGGACGCGACCUCCAGCGCCCUCAUUUGCCUCUCUGGGUGCGCGACCCCUCAGGUGGCAUCUGAAUUGUGCUGGCCUGCAUUGGAUAAGCCGGGUCAGAACAAACCAUGCUACCAGCAAAAGAACUAAACCAGAGUCUCCUUUUCUUAUUUUAGAAUGUGUUUUCUCUUUGAUGGGGUCUCACUAUGUAGCCCUGACUGGCCUCUAACUCAUAGAGAUCCGCUUGCCUCUGCCUCCUGAGGGUUGGAAUCAAAGGCCUGUGCAACCAUGCCCUUCUCAGAAUCAUUUUAAAUAGUGCAAACUUUCUCAUGGGUCAAGAUUGAGGGCUAAUAUGUAUAGUCCGAGGUUCUAGGUUAAGGGUUUUUUUUCUUCCAAUAAAUUUAUUAUUAUUGUUCAUGAUGUGGAUGUGGACACAAUCAACCAUGGCACAGAGUGCAGAGGUCAGGGGACUUUGUUCUCUCCCCCACCAUGGACUCCAGGUCUUCAGGCUUGAACCGGAAAUGCCUUUAACCAAUGAGCCAGCAAGUUGGGGGAGGUUUUAACUGUCUGCAAUGACUGGGAUCAGCCCAAUUGUUGUCGAAUUGGUGUCUCACAUCG
Molecule: messenger RNA, 1903 nt
Organism: Microtus ochrogaster (prairie vole)
Lineage: Eukaryota; Metazoa; Chordata; Mammalia; Rodentia; Cricetidae
Gene: Hsd17b1
Product: hydroxysteroid 17-beta dehydrogenase 1
Biological process (GO): estrogen biosynthetic process
Cellular component (GO): cytoplasm; cytosol
Molecular function (GO): estradiol 17-beta-dehydrogenase [NAD(P)+] activity
Source: RefSeq, a predicted model, not a curated record